AUGGCGUCUUCUACUGAUCUAUCGCGGGAUAGCUCGCAGGAUGGGCUAUCGCGAAAGCCCAGCCAAGAUAGCCCGCCUACGCCAUCUUCAGUAUUGUCCGCUACCGAUGUAACGACCACGGCGAGCAAAACAUUUCCUCGCCAUCAGCUUGCAGUUGAACUUUCUGGGUUGUAUUCUGAGGUUAUCGCGGCGAAGCUUUGGAAAGUAGCUGAAGAAUACUUGGAGGAUGGCAAAGCUCCAUCUCAAUACCCUGAAUGGACCCCAGAAGAUGGAGAGACUCCAGGACGUUACAUUACCAAGGAGGUCAACUUCUGGACAUGCGGCUUUUUCCCAGGGAGCAUUGAUCGCCUAGAUUUUCAUGCAAAGCUGCUCACUCUGUGUCGCACUUGGGCCGCUCCUCUUCACCAGAUGGCUAAGCGAACUAACACGCAUGACCUUGGAUUCAUAGUCCAGCCUGCUUUACGGCAAGAUUGGGAGCUGACGGGUAACUAUGACAGCCAUGCUUCUGUAAUGACCGCCGCAGGUAACUUGGCAUCUCGGUACGAUGACAGAAUGAAGGCAGUCAGGAGCUGGGAUAAAUCUGUUAGCACAAGAUAUAACAUUACGGAUAAGGACUCUAAUUUCCUCGUCAUUGUUGACAGCAUGUGCAAUAUGGAUCUCCUAUUCUAUGCUGGGCACCACUCAUCAAACCAGCGGCUGAUAGAUAUUGCCACAGACCACGCCCAUUUUGUCAGGCGGAAUUUGAUUCGAAGUAACGAUUCUACAUGGCAUGUCGUCAACUUUGAUCCUCGCGAUGGAUCUCUAAAGACAAAGCAUACCCAUCAGGGAUACAGCGACGAUUCGACAUGGUCAAGGGGCCAAGCAUGGACCAUACUGGGCUUCACGCAAACAUAUAUCUGGACAAAGGAACAGAUAUUCCUAGAUACGGCUAUCCGCCUGGCAGAGCACUUCCUUGAGCGCCUACGCAGCGCCAAACAUGCAUAUCCUUUCGUUCCCCUUUGGGACUUUGAUGCGCCCAUAGGUGAUAGACCGCUACGCGACUCCUCUGCCGGUAUGAUUGCCGCCAAUGGUCUUCUACUACUGCAUCAAAUCCUGGGAGAGGGAUCAGGCUAUCUGAAUGAUGCUUUGCGCAUCGCAAGGGAGACUAUAGAUAUGUGUCAAGCCACAGAUCCAGCACAGCUUGUCGCAGAUGCCGACUCCAAGAUCAAGGCCGAAGGAGUGACAUUUGACUGCAUCUUAAAACACGCAACAGCGAAUAAUAACGAAUAUGCUUUAGUGCGAUACAGCGAUCAUGGCUUGGUCUAUGCUGAUUAUUACUUCCUGGAGUUUGGAAACAAGUUGUUGAGAAUGGGGAUGGUUUAG
Messenger RNA from Trichoderma gamsii, 1362 nucleotides. RefSeq names its product unsaturated glucuronyl hydrolase. NCBI's taxonomy places the organism in Eukaryota, Fungi, Ascomycota, Sordariomycetes, Hypocreales, Hypocreaceae. Gene Ontology annotation, molecular function: chondroitin hydrolase activity. The transcript has 5 exons. The record is from RefSeq and is a predicted model, not a curated record. Gene Ontology annotation, biological process: polysaccharide catabolic process. The coding region runs from base 1 to 1362 and encodes 453 amino acids.